CCAGCCAGGGCAGACACCGGGGCCCAGUCGCCCCAGGGCUGGUGGGGAUGGGCCAGCUGGCGCACCCCCGGGAAGCCGGGCUCUGAGGGCCGCUUGGGCGCUGGAGCCAUGGACGCCAACCUGCCGGGCACCUUCCUGCUCAACGGGCCCUCGCUGGGCCCCUUCCCCGAUACCAAGGCACCCGUCUGCCAGUACUCGGUACAGAGCUCCUUCUACAAGCUGGGCCCCCCCGGGCUUGGCGCCCAGCUGGCCGCCGGCACCCCCCACGGCAUCUCCGACAUCCUCAGCCGGCCUGCGGCGACGCCGAACAGCAGCCUCCUCCCCAGCUACCCACACACGGGCGGAUUUAACGGACUGAGCUCCCCGGGCGUCUAUUAUGGGCCCCAGGUGGGGGCCCUCCCCAAGGCCGGUGGCGAGUACCUGCCACGGGGCCGGAGCUGCUGGGCAGAGGCAGCCCCAGACUGGCGGGGCAGCCGGCAGUGCGGCGGCCCCCCUGCUCACCUGGCUGACAGCAUCCACAAGAAGAAGCACACGCGCCCAACCUUCACGGGGCACCAGAUCUUUGCUCUGGAGAAGACUUUUGAGCAGACCAAGUACCUGGCAGGUCCAGAGAGAGCACGGCUGGCCUAUUCCCUUGGCAUGACUGAGUCCCAGGUGAAGGUCUGGUUCCAGAACCGACGGACCAAAUGGAGGAAGAAGAAUGCCCUGGAGCCCUCCUCGUCCUCGCAGCGGGCGGGGGGCUCUGGUGGAGAGCGGGCGGCCUCUGAGACUGAGGAUGACGAGUACAACAAGCCCCUGGACCCCGACUCGGAUGACGAGAAGAUCCGGCUGCUGCUGAGGAAGCACCGUGCGGCCUUCUCGGUGCUGGGAUUGGGCACGCACAGCGGCUGAGCGCUGGCACAGCCCGCCCCUCUGGGCCAUGGGGCACCCGGCCUGGCCACCGGCUUCCUGCCAGGGGGUGACCCCCCCCCAGCAGAUGCCCGGCUGUGGGGAUGGGGCAGCUGCCGCCCCCCCCUCCCGGUGGCUGCUGCCCAGGGAUCAUGGCUCGCGGGGCUGGGAGCAGCACGCAUGGGCAGCG
This is a messenger RNA of Grus americana (Whooping crane), 1078 nucleotides long. RefSeq names its product NK6 homeobox 3 (gene NKX6-3). Gene Ontology annotation, cellular component: nucleus. NCBI's taxonomy places the organism in Eukaryota, Metazoa, Chordata, Aves, Gruiformes, Gruidae. The transcript is spliced from 3 exons. The record is from RefSeq and is a predicted model, not a curated record. Gene Ontology annotation, biological process: cell differentiation; regulation of transcription by RNA polymerase II. Gene Ontology annotation, molecular function: RNA polymerase II cis-regulatory region sequence-specific DNA binding; DNA-binding transcription factor activity, RNA polymerase II-specific. The coding region runs from base 109 to 891 and encodes 260 amino acids.